Nicotiana attenuata is the source of this 1906-nucleotide messenger RNA. Its product is annotated as protein S-acyltransferase 8-like. The record is from RefSeq and is a predicted model, not a curated record. Gene Ontology annotation, biological process: protein targeting to membrane; peptidyl-L-cysteine S-palmitoylation. Gene Ontology annotation, cellular component: endoplasmic reticulum; Golgi apparatus. The transcript has 5 exons. The coding region runs from base 238 to 1404 and encodes 388 amino acids. Gene Ontology annotation, molecular function: protein-cysteine S-palmitoyltransferase activity. NCBI's taxonomy places the organism in Eukaryota, Viridiplantae, Streptophyta, Magnoliopsida, Solanales, Solanaceae.
UAAAGAAAAGAAAAAAGAGAGAAAGGAAAAGCCAUAUAACCAUGAUUAAAUCCACCGCAUUUUAAACCACAGACCGCCAUUUUGACACGAAUUUGUAUGCAAAAAAGUUGAAAAAAGAAGAAUGAAAGAACAAACAUUAAAAUGAAAACAAGAAUUCCAAGUUCUGUUCAUUUUUUCCCCCUUCUUCUAUUAUUCUUCCAGUUUUAGUACAGUGACCAAAACAAGAAUCAAUAUUUCAUGGCCAAACCAAAGAGAGUGUACCAAUCUUGGAAAGGGAACAAUAAAUUCUUAUUUGAUGGGAGGCUGAUAUUCGGACCAGAUGCUAAGUCACUGAUUGUCACCUUUACGCUUAUCCUUGUCCCUGUUGUUACAUUUUGCGUAUUUGUUGCAAGAAAUCUUGUUCACGAAUUCUCAACAGGAAGUACAGGAUAUGCAAUUAUGGUCUUAGCAAUUGUCUUCACAAUCUAUGUCUUCUUGCUUCUACUUGCAACAUCAACUAAGGAUCCUGGCGUUGUUCCACGGAAUUCUCAUCCUCCAGAGGAAUUGUUAGGUUAUGAUUCUUCAGCUUCCAAUGAAGCUGGUGGGAAACCUUUGCCUCGCACCAAGCAAAUCCUAGUCAACGGUCUGCCAGUGAGAGUUAAAUAUUGUGAAACAUGCAUGUUGUAUCGUCCACCAAGAUGCUCUCAUUGCUCAGUAUGUGAUAACUGUGUGGAGCGGUUUGAUCACCAUUGCCCUUGGGUCGGUCAAUGCAUUGGAAAGCGCAACUAUCGUUGCUUCUUCCUAUUUGUUUCGUCAACUGCUCUCCUCUGUGUUUACGUCUUUUCCAUGUCGGCGUUAUAUCUUAAGCUUCUUGUCGAUGAUUAUGGAACUAUUUGGAAGGCUAUUAAAGUAUCGCCUGCAUCAGUUGCGCUGAUGGCGUAUUGUUUUGUUUCACUUUGGUUUGUUGGAGGUCUCACUGGCUUCCAUUUGUAUCUCAUAUGUCGAAAUCAGACCACAUAUGAGAAUUUUCGUCAUAGAGGACUAAGAGGAGAUAACAGGAUCAAUGUGUAUGACCGAGGUUGCACGAACAAUUUUCUUGAAGUAUUCUGCUCGAGGAUAGAACCUUCGAAAAACAAUUUCCGCGGAUAUGUACAUGAAGAGGCAUUAGAGUCUAGCAAGGUAGGAAACAUUCAAGUAACAGAAGUUGAUAACUCCGGUGGGGAUAGAAGAGUCAAGGUAGAAGAAGAUCUUGAGAUCGGAGAUGAUCUCAUGAAGAUAUCCCAACGACGUAACUCUCAAGACAUUGGAGAUAUUAGAGGUAGAGGAAGCGACAGGUCACCCAUAAGUCGUUCUGAGCUUGACUUUGGAUUUGGUCUGGAGUCGCAGUUUUCGUCCAGAUCAGAGAGUCGCCAUUCUGGCUGGUGAAGCAGAAGUGACGCGAAUUGAACUGAUAUUAACAUCUUUCCAAAGCCAUAUCUACUGCAAUGAUUUUGCAGUCACAGUUCCGAGAUUUGAAAUGUGAUACAUUAAGGUGGCUAGCCAUCAAAAUGCAUCUCGAGUGCUCCUUCUGGGUAACAUUCUUGAACAGUGUUAUCAAAGGCGCGCGCUUAAGCUCUUAGAGUUUUUUUUGCGCUUUUCGCCUUUGAUAACACUGGCACAGAACAUCUUUGUCACAAAACACAGAUAAUCUGUUGACUUCGAUAAUAUUUUUGCUGGUUAUUAUUUCUUGAAAGAACUAGGAACAUAUGUCAAAGGCGUUUGCAAAUGUAUACAUGUAACCAUUUUUUUCUGUUACCCUUCUUCCUAUAUGGGUUAUACUGUGAAAUUUAGCGGUGGUUCUGCCUUUAAUGUCACAAAUUGAUGAUGUGUGGCUUGCUUCAAGCCAAAUAUUAUUGAUGAAGGGGGGAUAAAAAUUAGGGUGUUUUUU